AAGGACGCCAUUAAAUAUUUAUAUGGGAAACACCUAACUGUUUGAUGAUGGAAAACAUAUGUAAAGGAUAUAUUUAGAGACGUAGAGAGAAGCAUUACUGUGCUCUUAUAACAGCUAUGGACAAGAUAGUCGACAAUUGUCCCCAAAACCUGACAGAGACAUUGGAAGCCUCUACACGACUUGGCUGUGGUCGUGACAAGUAUGGAAAUGAUCAGUAUAUGUGUCUCCCUAACUUAAAGACAACGAGUCUGGUAGAAUUCUGUCACGAUGGUAUCAUGGGCUUUAUAGAAAGAGGUAAUUGUUUGAAAACUGCAGAGAGUAAAAUUUUUACAAACAAAUGUUCCAAUUUUGUUUCGGGCUGUCCAGAUGUAGACUUCCGCAGUAACGAAAUCUACAAUUAUCCUGCUUGCCAAAACAUUAGUACAGGACAUCGUUGUUAUCUUGCCGAUCCAUAUUGUGCAAAUGUGUAA
Molecule: messenger RNA, 470 nt
Organism: Saccostrea cuccullata (small rock oyster)
Lineage: Eukaryota; Metazoa; Mollusca; Bivalvia; Ostreida; Ostreidae
Exons: 4
Coding region: 117-470 (117 amino acids)
Source: RefSeq, a predicted model, not a curated record